UGCCCAAAAUAGGUACUUUCUUCUUUCUUAUUUGUCUGUGUUAUUUAUUUACCUUAAUUUACCUUUAAAAGAAAACACAAACUUUGUUUUUAUUAUGAAAAUCUAUGUCAGCUAGAUAUAAACGAUAUAAAUAUAUAAACGAGGGUAUAAGCAAGUAGGUAUAAGUAACAGUUUAUUUAAAAAUUUCUUUGUGAAGCAAUGUAAUUAGGAAUACGACGAAUUUGAUUUAAUUCUAAAAGGCUAUGUCUUUUAAUUCUGAUUCGGAUUUAGAAGUAAGAGUACGUAAGGCUACUGAGAGAAUAUCGGAAAACAUGCAUAUAGUAGCUAAUGAACCCUCUUUAGCAUUUUAUAGACUACAAGAACAUGUGAGGAAAGCAUUACAUCCUAUGGUAGAUAGACGAACGGACGUCAAUAAAUUGCACGUUGAAUUACAAGGAAGAUGUUACGAUAUGGAAUAUGCAGUAGGAGCUCUAAAAUCUACCAGCAGUGCAAAUGAAACUUUUGAUAAUAUACGUGAAGGUUUAAAGAAUGCGAUAUUCCUAAAGCAACAAUUAAAGUAUGAAGAAUCUAGAAGGAAGAAGUCAGACUCAAGUUCAGUAUAUAAAAGGCUUUCAGCUCAUAUUACUUUGGACUUACCUGAAUUACCAGAACUAUCAGAUGUUGUUAGAGAAACAGCUAACAAAGUUGAAAGUAUGAUGAGUAAAGCCACACACUCGUCAAAUUCUUAAUGCAUUGUAACUUAGUUUGUUUAAUAUAUGUAUUAUUACAUA
Molecule: messenger RNA, 770 nt
Organism: Sitophilus oryzae (rice weevil)
Lineage: Eukaryota; Metazoa; Arthropoda; Insecta; Coleoptera; Curculionidae
Product: BLOC-1-related complex subunit 8 homolog
Exons: 3
Coding region: 243-728 (161 amino acids)
Cellular component (GO): BORC complex
Source: RefSeq, a predicted model, not a curated record